Messenger RNA from Paramuricea clavata, 1647 nucleotides. Lineage: Eukaryota; Metazoa; Cnidaria; Anthozoa; Malacalcyonacea; Plexauridae. The record is from the annotation of a GenBank genome assembly.
AUGUCAAGGAAACAGAAGAGAACGAAAUGGACAGAAGAAAUGAAUAGGGAUGUUUUAGAAUGCAAAGAAAGAGCUCAAGAAUUAAAAUCAUCAGAAAAUCCAUCGUUAAAUGUUAACAAGUCAACGGGCAGCAAGAUAGGCUAUAUACAGCUCAUGAAGCAACUUUGGGAAGAACGAGGUUAUGCAAGCUUGGGCCUAACUGGACAAAACUUAAGAGAUCGAGCUUCGAAGCUUCAAAAGAUUCAGGUUCUUCCAACAUUUGGUUGUGAUAAUGAAUCGUAUAAAACUCAGGAAGGCGAAAUUGCUGAAGUAAGCGGCGGAAUCAACGAACUGAGACCGGAGUCAAAUUUGCAUAACAUUACUAUUGAGCAAGUCCCAGAGGAAUUAAGAAAUGAUGAAGAGAGUUCAUCACGCAAUUUGCUGCCAAAUUUGCCCGAGAUUAACGUGUUGCCAUCCCAAAUAAAAGAGAAAAUGCGGGGGGAAAUAACGCACCGAGAAUUGUGCUGUGAAGUGGGCGAGAUAUACGAUGAAAUCGUUCACUUCCGAAGAAACAUUUUUAAAAUUCCGUCUGGUAGAGCAGGCAAAGAUUACAUAACUGAAUUAACUUACUGGCUCAAACAAUUUAACUCCAAUGCUGAGUUGAACUCAAUUGCAUUAAAAGUAUUUAUGAUACUUCCUUCGCUGAUUUUGCAGAAGCCGUCUGCAAAGUCUAAGAGUAAAGAGCAUAGUUCAGCUAUCGAUCGCAGAUUACUCCUAUGGAGACAAGGCGACGUAUCACUACUAAUGAAAGAAGUAAGAUUUAUUCAAAAGAAAUUUAAAUCCUCGAGGAAGGCUAGAUCUAUGGAAGAUGUGUCUAAAACCUUUGCAAAAUUGGUCAUGCAAGGAAAAAUCACGGCUGCUAUAAAGAUGUUAGAUAAAGAGAGUUCAUCCGGUUUAUGUAAUCUAUCGCCAGAAGUCAUUAAAGAGCUUAAACAGAAACACCCAACAGCUGCAGAGGUGCAAGAGGGGAGCCUUUUGUAUGGGCCGAUGGAUUAUGUUCCACCAAAUACUUUCGAUUUGAUUGAUGAGCAGACCAUCUACAACGCAGCGUUAAAAACAAAAGGUUCGGCAGGGCCCUCGGGAAUGGAUGCCGAACUAUAUCGAAGAAUCGUGUGUUCAAAAAGUUUCAAGACCGAGGGAAAACUCCUAAGAGAGGAAAUAGCCAUAAUGACGAGAAAUCUGCUGAAGUCUUCAUACCAUCCCUCCCUAUUAGAGGCCUUUACAUCAUGUAGAUUGAUUCCCCUUGACAAGAAUCCUGGAAUUAGGCCAAUAGGUGUAGGCGAAGUACUGAGGCGAAUUAUUGGCAAAACUGUGUCAGCUUUUUUCAAAGAAGAGUUGAAACAAGCAGCGGGCCCUCUACAAGUUUGUGCUGGGCACAACGCGGGCGCUGAAGCCGCGAUACACGCAAUGAGCGAGAUCUUUGCUGAAGCUGAAACAGAUGGAAUACUUCUAAUCGACGCAAGUAAUGCUUUCAACCAAAUGAAUCGCUCCGUGGCAAUGCAUAAUAUCCAGAUUACUUGUAAUGAAAUCUCGCAGUAUCUUAUCAACACCUAUAGAAGUCCUUCUAGACUUUUUAUUUGUGGUGGAGGGGAGAUACUGUCUCAAUAA